This is a messenger RNA of Psilocybe cubensis, 345 nucleotides long. RefSeq lists its product as uncharacterized. The coding region runs from base 1 to 345 and encodes 114 amino acids. Lineage: Eukaryota; Fungi; Basidiomycota; Agaricomycetes; Agaricales; Agrocybaceae. The record is from RefSeq and is a predicted model, not a curated record. The transcript has 2 exons.
AUGCAGAACCGCAUCCUCCUCGCAUUGUACACUGGCAUGCUCUCUGCCAUGAUGGCGUUCAACGGCGUCACUGCAAGCUCCUACAGAAUCGAGCUUUACUCUGACGACAAUUGCCAGGACCUCCUGGCUGUCGACAGCGGCACAUUUGCCACCAACGGAUGCAUCACCCAGAGCGGCGUGAACAGCAUCCGCAUCACCGACCUCGACGACGCCAUGAUCCACACAUGGGCGCAUGGCGAGUGUGAUCAUAACGAGUGGACUGUUCCGGCUGCGUGUCCGGGAGGGAAUAGCUGCAUCAGGGCUCCAGGAACUGAGUCGUUUGGAUUCCAAGUUGGAUGCAUCUGA